AGAAUCCUCAAAAAAGAAGAAGAAAAAAAGGAGAGAGAGAGAUGAGUAGAUAAUGAUGACGCGGGCGAUCCUUGCGCGCGAGCCGAAACGGAAUGGCUCCGGCAUGGCCGCUCCCGAUCUCAUCCUAGCUGGAUAACGCCGUCCUUAUCCCACCAACCCAGUCCGCCUGGUCUUCUACUAAUAUUUGUUUGUUUGUUGAUCAGUCAGCCCACUUCGGCGCUACCGGCUCUCCCUCCCCGAUCCAUCCGACUCCUCCCCCUUCCGUCGCCGGCCGUCGUACCCGCAGCAGCAGAAGGGGAUUCGCGCGGGCGCCGACGAGGCGGACAGGUCACCGGCAGCCAUGGUCGGGCGGAGCUCUCUCCCGGAUGGGGCCCUCUUCCUCGGACUCGACAGCUCCACCCAGUCUGUGAAAGCUACUGUGCUCAGCAAUGAGUUAAUAAUAGUCGCUUCUGAAACUGUUAAUUUUGACUCUGAGUUACCGCACUACAAAACCGAGGGUGGGGUUUACAGAGAUCCUACAGAUGACGGCCGUAUUUAUUCACCAACCAUAAUGUGGGUGGAGGCUUUGGAACUGCUGCUUGAGAAACUAAAACCGAAGAUCAACUUCAGUAAGGUUGUGGCCGUUUCUGGGAGUGGGCAACAACAUGGCAGCGUUUACUGGAAGAACGGCAGUCAAGCUGUGCUGUCUUCCCUGGAUCCUGGUAAGAGCUUGGUAUCCCAGCUUAAGGAUGCCUUUUCUACCAUGGACUCGCCAAUAUGGAUGGACAGUAGCACUACCAAGCAGUGCAGAGAAAUAGAAAAUGCUGUUGGAGGAGCAUUGGAGUUAUCUAAGCUGACAGGGUCUCGUGCGUAUGAGAGAUUCACUGGGCCCCAGAUACGAAAGAUCUACCAAACAGCACCACAUAUUUAUGAAAAUACCGAGAGAAUAUCUUUGGUGAGCUCAUUCAUGGCAUCUAUCCUUGUUGGAUGCUAUGCAAGUAUUGAUGAAACUGAUGGCGCUGGGAUGAACUUGAUGGAUAUAAACAAGAGGACCUGGUCAAAAGUUGUUUUAGAGGCCACUGCUCCUGAUCUUGAACAGAAGCUGGGAAAUCUGGCACCGGCAUAUGCAGCUGCAGGUCGAAUUUCUUCAUAUUUUGUAGAAAGGCAUCAGUUUGACAAGAACUGUUUGGUUAUUCAGUGGUCAGGUGACAAUCCCAAUAGCCUGGCAGGUUUAACACUGAAUACACCUGGAGAUCUUGCAAUCAGCCUUGGUACUAGUGACACAGUUUUUGGGAUUACUGCCGAAGCUAAACCAAGCCUUGAAGGCCAUGUUUUUCCCAACCCUGUUGAACCGGAUGGUUACAUGGUGAUGCUAUGUUACAAAAAUGGCUCAUUGACCCGGGAAGAUGUGCGGAAUCAGUGUGCAGAAAAAUCGUGGGAUAUUUUCAACAGCUACCUAGAGAAAACACCCCCUCUGAAUGGUGGUAGGUUAGGAUUCUACUACAAAGACCAUGAAAUCCUGCCUCCUCUUCCAGUUGGUUUUCACCGGUACAUUGUCGAGAAUUUCAACGACGCCUCCUCUGAAAAUCUGACAGAGCGUGAGGUGCAAGAAUUUGAUCCACAAUCUGAGGUCCGUGCCAUCGUCGAGGGUCAGAUGCUGUCGAUGCGAGGGCAUGCUGAGCGGUUUGGCAUGCCCAAUCCCCCGAAGAGGAUCAUAGCAACCGGUGGGGCAUCCUCCAACGAGAGCAUCCUCAAGUUGAUCGCACAAAUCUUUGGCUGCCCUGUCUUCACAGUUGAGAGACCGGAUUCGGCCUCACUGGGUGCAGCCCUGAGAGCCGCCCACGGAUGGCUGUGCAAGGAGGAAGGAGGCUUUGUUCCCAUCUCCCGCAUGUACAUGGGCAACCUGGAGAAGACCUCGCUGGGCGCAAAGCUGGCGGUCCCGGCGCCCGAGGAGGAGGGCAGGGAGCUCCUGAAGAAGUACACCGCGCUCGCGAGGAAGAGGAUGGAGAUCGAGAGACGGCUGGUGGAGAAGAUCGGGCGUGCGUAGAGAUACUAGGACACACCAUACGGCGCUUGGGAAAUGGGUAUAGGGAUUAUUAGUAGGAGGUAAUAAUCAUUAGUUCAAUUGAUAAUGUCGCGCGUGUCAACCGUUGAUGGAUUAUGUCGCGGUCCUGUGCACGAAUAAUUUCGGAUAUGUUCGUUAUGGAAAACUGUCACAUGUCUCUA
This is a messenger RNA of Hordeum vulgare subsp. vulgare (domesticated barley), 2205 nucleotides long. Its product is annotated as xylulose kinase 2. NCBI's taxonomy places the organism in Eukaryota, Viridiplantae, Streptophyta, Magnoliopsida, Poales, Poaceae. The coding region runs from base 341 to 2026 and encodes 561 amino acids. Gene Ontology annotation, molecular function: D-xylulokinase activity. The transcript has 11 exons. Gene Ontology annotation, cellular component: cytosol. The record is from RefSeq and is a predicted model, not a curated record. Gene Ontology annotation, biological process: D-xylose metabolic process; xylulose metabolic process.